Moneuplotes crassus is the source of this 1009-nucleotide messenger RNA. The record is from the annotation of a GenBank genome assembly. NCBI's taxonomy places the organism in Eukaryota, Ciliophora, Spirotrichea, Euplotida, Euplotidae.
UAAGUAGGUCGAGAACUAACCAUCAAGAGUUUUCUUGUUUUAUGAAAUUAUCUCAACUCUGGUCGGAGAUGACCCUUUUAAAUCGAAAAAGCCAGAGGUUACCAAUCCUACAGCACAUAGUUAGUCAAUAAUUCGAUAUCAAUUCUCAAAUAAGUCAUUGUAGAGCUCAGCUCAAGAAACAAUCCAAUAACUCUAACAAAUGGGGAAGAUAUAUUCAAUCGUCAAAUGAAGAUCAAGAGCCAGAGAAGACUCUAGAGAAGCCCAAACAAUUCUCAUGUAUGCUGAAGUAAACCACUUGCAGAAGCUUCUGUUUGAGAGAGGAGGAAAGAACAGAUUUACCUUCUUCUAUUUUGGCAUGUGCUACAAUCAUAAUCAGUAUAAAAAGGUGGUAUCCCUCAAGCCCAGAUUCCACCACCUUGAUUUCUUAAGCUUUGAUGGUACCCAAGGACACAAUGAGAAAGGUUUCAGACCUAAGCAUUGAUGUAGCAAUGCAGUCAACAGCAUUAGUGUUACAGAAGUUAAUACAUUUUCUUUCUGUGGAGCUGAAUAUAUUUUAAUGAACUUUAGCUUUUAUUCCAAAAGGGUUUGCAAAGCCAUGAGUGCCACUUUAUCCUCAAUUGAGCUAAACAGACUCAGGAUAUCUCAUAAAGAUUUUGGACGCAUCCUUGUCUCGGUGGCUAGCAAAUGAGAACUGUCGAUCAGCCAGUGUAAGGCCACAGUGAACCACUUGGAUCACCUCAAUAAUGCCAGAGUAGCUAUCUCUCAUUUGGUAUUGUUUAAGACUGAGAUUACUCAGCCUGAAGAAGACAAUGAGCAUUAUGAUGGCUUGACCACCAAAAUGUCAAAAUCUAAGCUCAAUUCUACACUGAGACAACUGGAUGUCUACCCAGUCGACUAUGACUUCCGAGGCCAUGAAAACCCAGAGGGAAAUGAACUCAUGAAAGGGAAUAUUAAAAUUAAGCUAUACCCUUCUGAAAGCUUAGAUUAAGCAUAUCUAUAGGUGAGUUUC